GUCAAUUUAGCUUAUGUAAUCAAAAUGGCGACUGCAAUUGUAGUCUGUGCAAGAAACAUAACUACCAAAGCCCUGCAGUUACGACCAGCAGUGGCUAUUUCUAAGGUAUGUGACAUUUAAUCGAAACAAUGAUGGUCUGGUUGUAUCAUGAGGCGGCUGAUCUUGUCGUAACAGCAAGAAACUUUGUCAUAGUAUUUUCCGUGUCGAGCGUACCUCCAGGGACGUCAAAGGUUUUACACAGUUUUGCGUCAUUGAUCACCACUAAAUGUGAUCGAGGACAUACUUCCUUCAUAUUUUAUAGUGUGUAAGAUUAUUUCGAUCCUUUAACAGUUUGUCUAUCGUAUAGGCAACGAUGAAGGGUACUCAAUUCGAUCAUCCGGCGUUCGUAAGAGUUUAAGCUUGUUUCGUUUCUCUCUGUCUCCAUAUUUCAUAAAUGUAUCAAGAGCGUUUAAGCUUUUUCUCCAGAUUAAUCUCCAAAAUAACUAUUUUUCCCUCACAAAAAACUACAUCGCUGUUCGCGGCUCUAGAUAAUUAUGUAUCUUAACUGUCUUACAUCAAUAAGAACUACAGCACUACACACUGGAGUAAUAUUACUGGUAAAGCGGCGAUGAUGCAAUAAUUAACCUUUCUAUAUGACUGAAUUUCCUUUUUUUAUUUGAAAUCUUACAAUCGAAACGAUUAUUACUAGUAUUUCUAAAUUCAGAGUAUAACAAUCGAUAUGAGACUUUUAGAAAAGAAGAUACACAGUCGUUUCAACAAAACCAAAGACAAUGAAACCAGUUUGUACCUCUGACAAUAACAGACUGCAUGUUUGUGAGCCCUUUGCACCCUAACAUCACUAUGCACAUUCUCCAUACUGUUCUUUAUGCAUUUCAUAUGUUAUUGAUAAGGAGAAUUUGUUAAACAUGUAAGAGCUUUUUAAAUUUUUUUGUUUAUUUCCUGUAUUCUCCUAACAUUAAUUAAUGCUUGAUUCAAUUGUGAUAAUGUAAAGAGAAAUUAUAUGCUACUCACUCUAAGGAAUUAAAGGGUUGAAAAGCCAUGAUUCCUCUCAUGGAUACCAAAGACAUGGCCCUGGGACCGCACAUUAACUGAUUGUGAUCUUCAGAUAGAUUCAUUGAAUUAAUUAAAAGUAAAUGUGUAAUGUAGGGUACUUUAGUAUUAACAACUGUAAAUUGGCCUCGGUAAAGCGUUUCAAAGCUGACGUUUCAAGUGGUAGCUGUUCACCUUCGCUCUGACAAAGGGCUAACAAUUGAAACAUCAGCUUUGAAACUCUUUACAGGGGCCAAUUGACAUUAUCAACUCUGUGAAUAAUACUAAAUCACUCUGUUAUACUCUCCCACCGAUGCACCACCACAGUUUCUAUAGAAACUUACCUCCUUUAUUCAAAUUUGUAAUGUGCUGUGUUGAUUCUGCAGAUUCUGGUGCGAGAUGCUACAUCAGCUAGUGACAGUCCUCGAAUGAAAACAUUUUCUGUUUAUCGUUGGGUAAGUAUCCAAAGUAGUUUUGCUACUGACAGUAAAUCAGUUCUCAUUUGUUUUUAAUUGCACAGUGGGUUGCAAACAGAAUAAAUAAUAAACUGUUUUUAAAGGAUCACAACAUUGUACCAAUUAGACCAAGAUCAUACAAAUGUUUUAGUGGGGUAAAUAAUGAUAGCUGGUUUUUCACAUUUCUCAUUCAUAUCUAGGAUCCAGACAAGCCUGGUGACAAACCUAGGAUGCAGGAAUAUCAAGUUGAUCUAAACCGGUAUGUCAUUUAAAAUACAUGUUUUAUGAGAGAAAAUGGUCUGGUUGUCUGGGUGAGUGAAGUCCUGAGAAGAAGUGUUGUUGGUUUGUGACUUACAUUUUGACAAACUUAGUGGAUUAAAUUAUUGUUUAUACAUUCAUUUCUUUCAACAUCAGACAUGGUUUGAUGCUACUCUGGUUUACAGAUUUAAUGAAUGUAACCAAAGAAGUUACAAUUCAUAAACCCAAUGUUUCUUCAACAUUUUCUUUCAACAUGUUAUGAAAAUUGUCUUCUGUGUGGUAGUAAGUUACCGUAGAUAUAAAUGUACAUCCUUAACUGGUCUAUAUUAAGAUUGAAGGCAAUACUACUGUUAGUACAACAUUGACCAAAUCAAGAAAAGUUUACAAUAAAGCAAUCAAUUUUCACUGAGUUUUGUCAUAUCUGGGAAAACUUGUUUUCAGAUGUGGUCCAAUGGUCCUUGAUGCAUUGAUAAAGAUAAAAAAUGAAGAUGAUCCAACACUGACAUUCAGGAGAUCAUGUAGAGAAGGUACUUGUCACAGUCACUUAUUUGGUAAUGUUAUGUUUUGUUUUCAAUAGAGAAGUAUAAUCAUUUGUCUCACAAUACAGUCACUAUCCACCAUUCACAUCCAAUCCACAUCCAUAGUGACCAAAUUGUUAGACAAAAUUAAUGAUUAUUAACUGCCAGGAUGAUAAACUACAACUUGUUUUACAAUUAUGUUAUGUUAAGACCAGUGUAUCAGGUUGUUUGAUCUCACCGACAUUUCCCUCCAAAUCCAUGGCAGGAAUCUGUGGCUCGUGUGCCAUGAACAUUGGAGGAACAAACACAUUAGCUUGUAUAAGGUUAGUUCUAACCAUGUUUUCACUGAGUAACCACUUACUGUAAUUGUCAGGGCCUAUUACCUUUAACUCCUAAGAGUGACAAGCAUCUAAUUUCUCCUUACAAUAUCACCCUAGGAUCAAACAUUAAGGUCAUGAGAAUAAAUGAAAUGAUCACCAUCUAACGAAGCUCAACAUUGCUAACCAAAUUCUCCUUGUCAGCACCUCAGGAAAUGUGUAGAGAACAGUAUGGAAAAUAUGCAUACUGGUGUUAGGGUGUUAAGGGUGAACUUGGACUGAAAGACCUUCAGUUGGUCCCUAAAGAUGUUUAGCAUUGUAAGAGCUCGUAUAUUUACUUGUGAGAUUGAUGCAGCAUGCUACUAUUGCAACUGCUCUUUCUCUUGUGGGGAUCAUGCCUUCUCAUAAAGUAGUAAACUUGAACAAGUGAUGCAACUGUUAAAGGAGAAAAUAGCAAUCCCAAGCAUCUAUGGUCAUCUUGGAAAUGCAGAAUUAUUAUAUUUGAUUCUAGCAAUGCUAGCAAGAUUCUAAAACUAGUUAAUCAACAUUGUUCUCUCUUUUGCCAUAAACUAUUGUCAUACAUAAAUAUUAUAGAAACAAAAUCAAUCCCUUAACUUUAUGUAAUUAUUUUAUUCUCUCAGUCGCAUCAACCCAGACGUGGGAAAGAAAACCAAGAUCUAUCCACUGCCACACAUGUAUGUGGUUAAAGAUCUUGUGCCAGUAAGUUUCUUCUCCUUUUGUUUGAAGUUUUAAGUUUAAAACAAUUCUUUCAAUGAUUUGAACUCAUCCAAGGUAUUUUUAAUUAGUGCUGUCUGCAUUUACUUAGUAUUAUAUGCAUUCCUAAAUUUUUGCAUUUUCUUUGAUCAUCUGCAGAUGAGCUCCAAACAGGUAGUUAUCAAGUUUUUUUUUCUCUUGUAGGAUAUGAACAACUUCUAUGAGCAGUAUCGCUCAAUUGAACCUUACCUCCAAAAGAAGACUGAGGUGGAAUAUGGAAAAGAACAAUACUUGCAAUCGAUUGAGGACAGGAAGAAACUGGUUUGUUACCCAAUCAGAUGAAGAUUUAACUUUAAACACCCUAACACCAGCAUGUAUAUUCUCCAUACUGUUCUUCAUUGAUUUCCCAAAGUGCUGAGAAGAACUUGUAUAGCAAUCAAGAGCCUUUAAGUUUGUGAUUGUUUCUCUCAUUAUUGUGACCUUAAUGUGUGGUAUCAUGUGGUAACCUUUUCUCAUCAUACAGCCAUGAAUCUUAAUACAGGCCAACCCUGGAAACAAAUGUUAUGUGCAAGAGACCCAACUCUUAGAAUGUUUCUUUGUUCGUAUUAGGAUGGAUUGUACGAGUGUAUCCUGUGUGCAUGUUGCAGCACUUCUUGUCCCAGUUACUGGUGGAAUGGUGACAAGUACCUUGGACCUGCAGUCCUCAUGCAGGCUUACCGCUGGAUGAUUGACAGUCGGGUUAGUUUAAUAUCAAGUUAGUUUACCUGGUAAUGAACCUGGCUGUUAGUGCACAAGAAACCUUUUUGUAAUGUUGACCCUAACAUAAUUUAGAAACCAUUGUUUCUUGAACCUAUUAUAGGCAUUUCCCUAUCAUUGUUUAACCAUAAUGAAAUUCUUUUGUCAAAUGUUUCCAACUGCCUCUUGUAUUCAUGCAUCAUGAGGGACAUGGGUGUCUCUCAUGUCCAUGCAUACAUAAAAACUUAGUUGAAUGCAUUUGUAAGAUUUGAGUUUGAGAGACAAGUUGUAUUAUGUUUUGAUACUUUAGCCAUACAUAACUUCUAACAUCUGAAAUAAUCCUAGGAUGACUACACUGAAGAACGUUUGGCUAAACUGGACUCUGAUCCAUUCAAAGUAUACAGGUGUCAUACCAUCAUGAACUGUACCAAGACUUGUCCUAAGGUAACUAAUAUAUUGUUUACCGGUAAUCGUGGAUUGAAACAGUGGACCCCAACUUGAAUUUCAGACGAAAACAGGAAGAAGUUUUAGUAUUGAUCAGCAAGUUUUCAUUAACUCAUGUAUUGUGUGAUGGACUUUUAAGUUGCCCAAAUUUUAUUUACUCAGUUGUUGUUAGAUCCUUCCAGGUUUCAGAUGUGUUUGCCCUAAUAUGUAUAACAUACACGAGUUAACUUUAAUAAAAUGACUUGGGGCACUGGUUAGAUCGAGUGUCAAGACCAUUAUUGUAGCUGGAGUUGUGUAGGGGCAUGGGGUGGAAUGGAGAAAAACAACAAACAAAUAAGCAAACAAACAAGCGACUUCCUGUUGCAUCAUGCCUGGUAUGGCAAAAGGACACAAAGACAAGUGCCAUGCAGGGUGUGUAAUUUUCUUCAAAACAGACUGUUUGCACAAAUCUUGUUCUUUAAAUAACUCAGACCUGAGAGCAAGGACAAAAUUGAAACAGUACUGCAUUUUACUCUCUUGAGUUGUUAUUUUAAUUAAUCUUAUGUUCCAUUCCUAGGGAUUGAAUCCAGGAAAAGCCAUUGCUGAGAUAAAGAAAAUGUUAGCUACAUACCAGGGAAAGAAGGCUGCCACAGCUUAGGAAAGCAAUCUUUUUUUUUUCCUUCUCCACACUGAAUCAGUAUAAAACUUGACACAGUUGUACAAAAAAUCUCUCAAUGUAUUUACUAGGAAUACCUGUAAUUUGAAUUUUGCUUGCAUUUAAGCUCUCUGCUGUUACCACUUGUUUGAAAUUUUUGGCAGGCACAAAUGUCAUGAAACAGUAAGAGGAAGGAAAGAAUUGUGCUAACAAAAAGGUUUUUUUUGUCCUUGUUUCGGAAUUUAGUUUGCAUUUAUUUGUGCUCCAUGUUAGACUAUUAUGAUUAUUUUCUUAAAACAACAAGUGCUUGUGCAACAUGAAGGAACUUUUGCUAAUUUAUUUAAAGUGGAAUUAGUUUUAAUAGUACAGGAUACAAUGGUGAUAAAAUUUCUUCAAUAAAUUGUGAGGAACUUUUGUAAGGUACUUGUUUAUAAUCAACAGUUAAUUUCAAAAUAUAUCAGGGGUUACUGCUGUUAUAAACAAGAUUGCUACAAGUAAGGAUUUACUUAAUAAACCAC
Molecule: messenger RNA, 5622 nt
Organism: Pocillopora meandrina
Lineage: Eukaryota; Metazoa; Cnidaria; Anthozoa; Scleractinia; Pocilloporidae
Source: the annotation of a GenBank genome assembly